This is a messenger RNA of Nerophis lumbriciformis (worm pipefish), 747 nucleotides long. Lineage: Eukaryota; Metazoa; Chordata; Actinopteri; Syngnathiformes; Syngnathidae. The record is from RefSeq and is a predicted model, not a curated record.
AUGUCGAAACCGAUGGAUCACGUCAAACGCCCGAUGAACGCCUUCAUGGUGUGGUCCCGAGCACAGAGGAGGAAAAUGGCCCAGGAGAACCCAAAAAUGCACAACUCGGAGAUCAGCAAGCGGCUAGGCGCCGAGUGGAAACUUCUGAGCGAGUCCGAGAAGAGGCCCUUCAUUGACGAAGCCAAGCGGCUGCGGGCCAUGCACAUGAAGGAGCACCCCGACUACAAGUACCGGCCCCGGAGGAAGCCCAAAACCCUGAUGAAAAAGGACAAAUUUUCAUUCCCGGUGCCCUACAACCUGGGGGAGCACGACGCGCUCAAAGUCAGCGGCCUCUCCGCAGGAACUCUGCCCGAGAGUAUCAUCGGCAAUCCGGACAAAGCGGCGGCGGCAGCUGCGGCCGCGGCGGCCCGGGUCUUCUUCAACCCGGCCAUGUCCACGAACCCUUACUCCUUUUUCGACCUGGGCUCCAAAAUGAGCGAGCUCUCACCGCAUUCCUUCCCUUACGCGUCCCCGCUAGGGUACCCCCCGAGCGCCGCCAGCGCUUUCGCGGGGAGCGGCGGUGCCGGCGUGGGCGGCGGGACGCACACCCACUCGCACCCGUCCCCCGGGAACCCCGGCUACAUGAUCCCAUGCAACUGCACGGCGUGGCCCUCCAGCGGACUCCAGCCGCCGCUCGCGUACAUCUUGCUUCCCGGGAUGGGGAAGCCUCAGCUCGAACCUUAUCCGGCGUACGCGGCGGCGUUAUGA